Homo sapiens (human) is the source of this 2298-nucleotide messenger RNA. It is a transcript of the gene SLC27A3, whose product is annotated as solute carrier family 27 member 3. Gene Ontology annotation, molecular function: very long-chain fatty acid-CoA ligase activity; long-chain fatty acid-CoA ligase activity; arachidonate-CoA ligase activity. Gene Ontology annotation, cellular component: mitochondrial membrane. The record is from RefSeq and is marked reviewed. Lineage: Eukaryota; Metazoa; Chordata; Mammalia; Primates; Hominidae. The transcript is spliced from 10 exons. Gene Ontology annotation, biological process: fatty acid transport; fatty acid metabolic process. The coding region runs from base 92 to 2143 and encodes 683 amino acids.
AGAACGAGCGGCCCUAGGUUUUCGGAAGGGAGGAUCAGGGAUGUUUGCGAGCGGCUGGAACCAGACGGUGCCGAUAGAGGAAGCGGGCUCCAUGGCUGCCCUCCUGCUGCUGCCCCUGCUGCUGUUGCUACCGCUGCUGCUGCUGAAGCUACACCUCUGGCCGCAGUUGCGCUGGCUUCCGGCGGACUUGGCCUUUGCGGUGCGAGCUCUGUGCUGCAAAAGGGCUCUUCGAGCUCGCGCCCUGGCCGCGGCUGCCGCCGACCCGGAAGGUCCCGAGGGGGGCUGCAGCCUGGCCUGGCGCCUCGCGGAACUGGCCCAGCAGCGCGCCGCGCACACCUUUCUCAUUCACGGCUCGCGGCGCUUUAGCUACUCAGAGGCGGAGCGCGAGAGUAACAGGGCUGCACGCGCCUUCCUACGUGCGCUAGGCUGGGACUGGGGACCCGACGGCGGCGACAGCGGCGAGGGGAGCGCUGGAGAAGGCGAGCGGGCAGCGCCGGGAGCCGGAGAUGCAGCGGCCGGAAGCGGCGCGGAGUUUGCCGGAGGGGACGGUGCCGCCAGAGGUGGAGGAGCCGCCGCCCCUCUGUCACCUGGAGCAACUGUGGCGCUGCUCCUCCCCGCUGGCCCAGAGUUUCUGUGGCUCUGGUUCGGGCUGGCCAAGGCCGGCCUGCGCACUGCCUUUGUGCCCACCGCCCUGCGCCGGGGCCCCCUGCUGCACUGCCUCCGCAGCUGCGGCGCGCGCGCGCUGGUGCUGGCGCCAGAGUUUCUGGAGUCCCUGGAGCCGGACCUGCCCGCCCUGAGAGCCAUGGGGCUCCACCUGUGGGCUGCAGGCCCAGGAACCCACCCUGCUGGAAUUAGCGAUUUGCUGGCUGAAGUGUCCGCUGAAGUGGAUGGGCCAGUGCCAGGAUACCUCUCUUCCCCCCAGAGCAUAACAGACACGUGCCUGUACAUCUUCACCUCUGGCACCACGGGCCUCCCCAAGGCUGCUCGGAUCAGUCAUCUGAAGAUCCUGCAAUGCCAGGGCUUCUAUCAGCUGUGUGGUGUCCACCAGGAAGAUGUGAUCUACCUCGCCCUCCCACUCUACCACAUGUCCGGUUCCCUGCUGGGCAUCGUGGGCUGCAUGGGCAUUGGGGCCACAGUGGUGCUGAAAUCCAAGUUCUCGGCUGGUCAGUUCUGGGAAGAUUGCCAGCAGCACAGGGUGACGGUGUUCCAGUACAUUGGGGAGCUGUGCCGAUACCUUGUCAACCAGCCCCCGAGCAAGGCAGAACGUGGCCAUAAGGUCCGGCUGGCAGUGGGCAGCGGGCUGCGCCCAGAUACCUGGGAGCGUUUUGUGCGGCGCUUCGGGCCCCUGCAGGUGCUGGAGACAUAUGGACUGACAGAGGGCAACGUGGCCACCAUCAACUACACAGGACAGCGGGGCGCUGUGGGGCGUGCUUCCUGGCUUUACAAGCAUAUCUUCCCCUUCUCCUUGAUUCGCUAUGAUGUCACCACAGGAGAGCCAAUUCGGGACCCCCAGGGGCACUGUAUGGCCACAUCUCCAGGUGAGCCAGGGCUGCUGGUGGCCCCGGUAAGCCAGCAGUCCCCAUUCCUGGGCUAUGCUGGCGGGCCAGAGCUGGCCCAGGGGAAGUUGCUAAAGGAUGUCUUCCGGCCUGGGGAUGUUUUCUUCAACACUGGGGACCUGCUGGUCUGCGAUGACCAAGGUUUUCUCCGCUUCCAUGAUCGUACUGGAGACACCUUCAGGUGGAAGGGGGAGAAUGUGGCCACAACCGAGGUGGCAGAGGUCUUCGAGGCCCUAGAUUUUCUUCAGGAGGUGAACGUCUAUGGAGUCACUGUGCCAGGGCAUGAAGGCAGGGCUGGAAUGGCAGCCCUAGUUCUGCGUCCCCCCCACGCUUUGGACCUUAUGCAGCUCUACACCCACGUGUCUGAGAACUUGCCACCUUAUGCCCGGCCCCGAUUCCUCAGGCUCCAGGAGUCUUUGGCCACCACAGAGACCUUCAAACAGCAGAAAGUUCGGAUGGCAAAUGAGGGCUUCGACCCCAGCACCCUGUCUGACCCACUGUACGUUCUGGACCAGGCUGUAGGUGCCUACCUGCCCCUCACAACUGCCCGGUACAGCGCCCUCCUGGCAGGAAACCUUCGAAUCUGAGAACUUCCACACCUGAGGCACCUGAGAGAGGAACUCUGUGGGGUGGGGGCCGUUGCAGGUGUACUGGGCUGUCAGGGAUCUUUUCUAUACCAGAACUGCGGUCACUAUUUUGUAAUAAAUGUGGCUGGAGCUGAUCCAGCUGUCUCUGACCUACA